AUGCCUCAACCUGAUAUCGGCAGUUUGGGCGUAUGCUACAGACGAGUACCGGUUCUCGCUAUCGGCAGGGAUAUUUACUUGGAUAGCCGCCUACAAAUAGCCAAACUGGAGUUGCUAUACUCGGACAUCCCGCCCCUGGGUGCCAAUGACCCUAGCGGCCGAGCAGUGCAGGCAAUUCUAUCCAGAUAUAUCAAUGAUGGGGGAGUGUUUGCAGCCGCGGUGCAUCUGUUGCCAUCUACUACCCCAGGGCUACUAAAUGUAGAUGUACUGCGUGACAGGUUCCAUUUAUUGGGGUUUGAUAUACGGGAGUCGAUUGUACGGAAUCGACCCAACGCAUUGAUCCAGUUGGAGGCGACCUUUGAUUUCAUCGAAUCAACAUUGCUAUCCAAUGAUAGGAAAUGGAUUUUGGAAACCGAAACACCUGGACUAGCCGACCUGGAAGCUAUUUGGCCUAUUGCUUGGAUAAUAGGCAUUCGGGGAGCUCUACCAUCUGAAAAGUUCUCUCCAGCCAUCUUUCCAAACGUGUAUAGUUGGGUGGCACGGUUUAACAAGGCAGUAGCUGAGGCGCGCAACCGCAUAGGCGAGCCGGAGGAGAUCUCUGGCUCUGAAGCAGCAGCUCUGAUCCGAAAGUCAACAUUCUUCGAAGGCGAGGAUGUCAUUAAGCAGGACCUCCGUGUCAGCGAGGAAGUAAUUCAUAAGGGGGAUAUGAUGACGAUUGGGCCAUCUGAUUACGGUAGGACGCACAGAGAAAACGGGCCGCUGCUGAGCAUGAACAGUUUGGAGGUGGUGAUUGAGGCAGUUGAACAGAAUCCCCCGUUGAGAAUACAUGCUCCAAGACACGGUUUCGUUGUUCAGAGAAAGGAAGCUCAGGAAUUAGCAAAGCUAUAG
Messenger RNA from Pochonia chlamydosporia 170, 888 nucleotides. RefSeq names its product glutathione S-transferase. Lineage: Eukaryota; Fungi; Ascomycota; Sordariomycetes; Hypocreales; Clavicipitaceae. The record is from RefSeq and is a predicted model, not a curated record. Bases 1 to 888 code for a protein of 295 amino acids. The transcript has a single exon.